AUGGGUCGCCGAACGAAGGCGCCGGCGGCGGAUGGUUCAUCGGUGGAGGCGGCGGCAGAGGCUGCACGCGGCGGGUCGCGGUCGCCUUCACUUUCUUCGGCAAUGGGUUACUGGCGCCCGCGGCUGCGGACGGGCGUUUGGACGCCGGCAUCUUCCUCCUCGGCGGCGCCGCGCCUUGCCGGGGCUCUGCGCGGCGGCCAGCUGUGCGGCGACGACGCUUGUGUGCAGCGCCACGCGCGGCGGGACGAAGAGAGCUCGGGCAACGGCGGUUGUGUUGCCGGCGUCAACGCCACCGCUAGGAUUUGGCGCAUGGGGCGGCGGGUGGAAUGGAGUAUGGAGGGGUCGAAAGAAUGCAACGGCCCGCGUAAACUCGGAGGCAGUCACACCCGCACCGCCGCCGCCGCCGCCGCCGGAAAUUCGCGAGCAUUCCAAGCCAUGCUGGACACGCCGGCGAUGCCCGCCGGAGAUUGCGAAAAGGAAACCGCUCACAAGCGCAUCUUCAAGGAAUUCAUGGCCGGGGUGGCACGGUUCGAGGAGCUCGUGGAUGGAGGGAGGCAAUUCCUCGCAAGAUUCCAGCAGGAGCUAGACUAUUUUCAGAGGCCGCUGGUUGAAUCCGAUGUUAUAGAAGUACAUUCAUGUGAGGCAGAGCUCCAAGGUUAUAUAAAUAAAGUGAAUGCACUGGUCGAAGAACUUCAAUGCCUAGUGGAAGAUGCCUAUGCCGCUACACUAACAGCCAAUCUAAGUGCUACAAAAGUUUUGGACUAUACUGUUGCUGAUAAUAGUACGAAUGAUGCAUCUCACUUCACGGAGGAAAAGGAGGAACAGCCUGCAAAUCAACUACACCGCGAUUCAUCACUCGUUAUGGUGAUGAUCCUUGUCCAUAAUAUGCUGAAGCUCGACUACACAAUGCAGGAAAAGAUUGUCAUGUCACUGUCCCUCAAGUCAUCAUCCGCAGAGCUCCAGAGCUACUGCCUUAUGUGGGAUCUGCGGCCCUACGUUGACGGCAAAGUGAUGGAUCUCGCGUGGAAAUCUUGCCCAUGAAACCCUUGCGCCCAUGGUUGUUGGUUCGCAACUUCACAUACGGCAGACUUGCCCCCAUGUAAUGUAAUUGGAUCUCAACGUGUUUAUUUUAGGAUU
Lolium perenne is the source of this 1137-nucleotide messenger RNA. RefSeq lists its product as uncharacterized. The record is from RefSeq and is a predicted model, not a curated record. Lineage: Eukaryota; Viridiplantae; Streptophyta; Magnoliopsida; Poales; Poaceae.